CCAAUGUCCUGAACUCGGCUCUCCCACCUCAGGGGCUCAGGCCUGACUCCUGGCCGGAGCACCAAGACCCUGUAAGCCACUCGGCUGCUAAUGCUGGAGGGUAUCCUGCAGAGGCGGGGGGUGGCUAGGGCUCGGCUGGGGCUCACGGCCAGGACAAGGAUCUGGGAGCAGAAGUUCUCUGUUAUUCUUUGAAUAUUAGAUGUAGUGCAGAUAUACGUUGUGAUUGUAAAACGUAGAGUCAUUUGCUUUAAUAGUUCUCUGAAUGUCUUUGGAAUUUGACAAGCUUUCCCAGAACACAAGCCUGAAGAGAAAGCCAGUAAUAGCCUGCAUGUUAAACUGAACUCUCAAGAACUAAUUUGGGGCCCACUUUAGCAUAGACUAAUAGAUGAUCAACGCCUUAGAGUUCUAUUGUAUUACCUAGGACAGGGUCACAUUUGUUUUAAUUACGACAGGAAACAUUUUUUGAAUGUAUGUAGCCUUCGGAAAAAAAAAAAAAGUCUCAGAAUUACCUGUCCCUCAACAAUGUAACUUCCAAAAGUAACAUAUUUUGAUUGCAAAAUGUCUACUUAGGGACAGAAUUAGCUGAGUUACUAUAUGAGAUUGUCACCUAUUUAGAUAGUUAAAUGUUGGCAUAUAGGAUCAUAUAUUUUUAAAAUAUGACCUUAAUGUUAGUUAAACUCUUGCUUCUCUCUGAAAGCAGUUAGAGAGCAUUGCCAGUAAUUGAUUCGAGUCAUUCCAAUUUUGUUAACAGUGCUUCUGUAUCAUCAUGAUAUCUAUAUAUAAACACAGGUUUGUUUCAUUUUUGAAUGGGUUGAUUUCUACUCAGAAGAAUAGAAAUUACCAUCCAUGCUUUGACCUACUGAAAGUAGUCUUUAUGGUUCCUCAAAGUUGUUCCAGCUAAUCCAGACUUUAGAAAUGUUAUUUGGAAGCAUAAGCAUUAAUACCAUGGGGUAGUAUAUAGUAAUAUGGCAAAGAGAACUCAGAACAAUAUGCUUAGUAUCAAAAAUAUUGAGAGAGUGGAUUAGGGGGAAAUUUUUAUCUUUGCUUUCUUUACAGCUCUGCCAUGAAGUAAAGCUUCGGAGGAAAAUCAACAUGAGUGAACGUGCGAUUAUUGAUCUUGAUCGUGAAAAGGCCAUUCAAGACAAAAUGAUGGAAUCUUCUCCAAAUUAUCCCAAUUCAAGACAAUGUGAAUUUACAGGGAUGAAUCACAGGGAUGGUCUGGGGAAGAAAGACAACCAAAAGGAAUGUGAGACCCCGCCUGACCUGAGGACUUCUGAGGAAGAGAACAAGAGGUGCUCUGGUGCCCUCAACACAGCUCUUGAAGAACUUGCCAAAGUUAGUGAAGAAUUAUGCAACUUUCAAGAGGAAAUUCGAAAGCGUUCUAACCACAGAAGGAUGAAGUCAGAUUCUUUUCUCCAGGAAACACCAGUUGUAACUAAUAUGCCUUAUGGAGAUCACACAAUUAACAACAACCAGUGCAUUACUCCAACCAGUUUAGAAAAAGAGAAAAAGAAAAAUAGAAAGAAUCUGAGCUGUACUGAUGUUUUCCAAAACAAUUCUAAGAAAAAAGGUGGAAUUGAUAAAACUGAUCUGCAAAGAAAUGAAACCCCACCAGUUCCUCCUCCAAGAAGUACAUCUCGAAAUUUUCCCAGCUCAUGUUCUGCACAAGCCCAUGAAAGUUUGAAGGAAAGUUCAGACCACAAUGGCUGGGUGGCCCAAGAAGGUCAAGGCAAAAAGAACUGCAACCCUCAUUUCCUGUGGAGGCACGACGAGAUGCCUACGCUGUGUCUAAAUGAAAGGAAGACUUUGAAAGAUGGUAUCACAGUUUCUUCUUUGGCACCAGAAACCAAAAUAGAUAAAAAGCCUUCAUGUAAUGAAAAUGUUGGACUUACCGUGUGGUCAUGCGACACUGGGAUUGGUGCAAAAAAUAGCCCCUCUACACCAUGGUUCCAGAAAGCCUGCUCUAUUCCCAAUAAGCCAAAAUAUGAAAAGGUGAUUCCAGAUCACCCUGCUAAAUGUCAUCCUGAUCUUCACAUAAGCAAUGUCUGUAGCUCCUUGGUGACACAGAGCAGCAGCCCGCUGAGAAGUUUCAGUUGUGGCUUUGAAAGGACUACUAGGAAUGAAAAGCUGGCAGCAAAGACUGAUGAAUUUAACAGAAUCGUAUUUAGAACAAAUAGAAAUUGUCAUGCAGUACAGCAAAGUCAAAGCUACUCAGAACCACCUGAAGAUCUUCAGCCCUCUGAUACUUCAAUUUCUUGCACGGAUAACAUCUCAGAAAGUGACAGUGUUUCUGACAUUCUGAAAACCAGUGCCCCCAUGCCUGUGCCCAGGGAAAAUGUGCAUGAUAAUUCCACCAAAAAACCCACAACAGGCCUAUUCAGACAAAUGCAGGAACACAUAAGCCCUAGCAGUUACCGGAAUAUGCUCCACGAGCAUGACUGGAGACCAAGUAACUUGUCUGGCCGACCAAGGUCAGCUGAUCCCAGGUCAAAUUAUGGUGUGGUGGAAAAGCUGCUGAAAACCUAUGAGACAUCAGCGGGGUCCGCAUUGCAAAAUUCUAAAUGCUUCCAGGCUAAUUGGACCAAAUGUAAUUCUGAGGUCAGUGGUGGAGCCACAUUAAGUCAGCAUUUUAAAAAGCUCCAAAUAGAACAAGAGCUUCAGCAAAAGCCAGCUAUGUGUGGAGCACAGCAAGUGAGGCAAGGAGCAGAUCGGAAAAAGGUAACUGAGGAAUCCGUGGCAGUGAAAUGCUCACAUGGAAAAGGAUUUUCCCGACCUGCUAGACCAGCAAAUCGCCGUCUCCCAUCCAGGUGGGCAUCCAGAUCUCCAUCGGCACCCCCUGCCUUGCGGAGAACUGUCCACAACUUUCCCAUUUCUCUGCGAUCAGAAGCAUCGAUGGUCUGAGUCUCUGGCCUGGAUUGCUGGAUUACAAAAGUCCCAGUUGCCAAACAGAGUAUUCUGAGUGUUUACAACCAAUUCUGUCUCUUCUGUAUUUUUCAAGAUUACUGGGACAAUUGAAAUCUUAACUUCCCAUCAGUCUUCAGUGUUUUUAAUCUAUGGAACAAUUAUCCUCCUGUAUUUUGAUUUUUUAGAUCAGAAUUUUUUAAUGCCAUCCUCAUUAAUUUGCCAAUAUGAUUUAAGUUGAAACAAUGUACUAUAUUGUAUAUUCCAACUUUCUUGCAAGUGGCAGAAAGCAAGGUUAUUUGCAUGGCCGUGUGUUUUGUAGGUGCAUGUGUUGAUAUAGGAAGUAUCAGUAUGUAUUUAGAUAAGAAAAACUUAUGUGCUAGUGUUGACUUUGAAAUUAUAACAUGUAUACCUAUAUAUUCUUUGUGUUUAUUUAAAAUUUUUAAAAAUA
Aethalodelphis obliquidens (Pacific white-sided dolphin) is the source of this 3352-nucleotide messenger RNA. RefSeq lists its product as uncharacterized. The transcript has 5 exons. Lineage: Eukaryota; Metazoa; Chordata; Mammalia; Artiodactyla; Delphinidae. The record is from RefSeq and is a predicted model, not a curated record. Bases 1093 to 2901 code for a protein of 602 amino acids.